GUUUUCCCCUAUUUUCUUCUACUCUCCUUUUUCGCAAUUUCCUCUCAUUCUUUCACUUCUACUUCUUCACAUUUUCUUCUUAACGAAAGCCCCUAUUUGCACCCUCCAUUUAUUUUCUUUCUGUGGUCAACAUGUUAAAACAAGGUUAUGAUCCAAUUUCAAUUAAAAACAUUUACUAUAUGCAAGCUUCAAUGGAUAUGCCUAGUGGAAUAGUUUCUUGUAAUUCAACCAAUGCAAUGAGGGAGAUGAAUGAUAUAAUUUCAUAUGUUGGCAAUGUGGAGUUGUAUGUACACCAUGACAUCAAUAUACCUGAGAUUAUUGAGGGUCCACUAUUGCUUACAAGAGCAGUAAGUAAUGAUAAGGAAGUAUUAGAUGCUCAUGAUGAGGGUGACAAUAGUGAUAGUGAUGUUUCUCUGCAUGAGGAUACAAGAUCAAGUGAUAGUGUAUGGUCAUUGGGAAGUGACAAAACUGAUGAUGAACAAGUCAGUAUUGUUGAAUUGGCUAAGGAGGUAAGGAAGAAAAGGAGAAAUGCAAAAAGAAGCAGAAGAAACAAGUCUAAGGCAACUGCAACUGAUUUGCAUAAUGCAAUUGGGAAUAAGCAACAAGAUGAUCAUGUUGAUGAACUUGUAGUCCCUUAAGAUCAACCAAAUGUCCAAGAAGCUAUUGUCACAGAUGUUGUUGGUGUAGAAAAAACUACAAGGAAAACAAAUAGUAGAGGUAGAAAAAAUAAAUAUGCUCCUUAGCA
Messenger RNA from Rubroshorea leprosula, 745 nucleotides. NCBI's taxonomy places the organism in Eukaryota, Viridiplantae, Streptophyta, Magnoliopsida, Malvales, Dipterocarpaceae. The record is from the annotation of a GenBank genome assembly.